AUGGCUAAUUUACCGUCCUUUACAAGAACGUUCCAUCGGGACGCUUACCCAGCCAUAUCACCAACAAGACCAGAACUGUCAGCAGCUGGAAAAGUCGUUAUUGUCACCGGCGCAGCAGGUCGGAUUGGCAAGGCGACUUGCAUAGCAUUUGCCCGCGCUGGAGCCCAAUAUGUAGCGAUGCUAGAUCUCGACCGCGAGAGCCUGCAAAGGGCGAAAGCAGAAAUCGAGCAGGAUUCAGGAUGCAAAUCCACCAACCUUCACUUAUUCCCCGUCGAUAUCAGGAACCAGCCCGCAAUCACAGAGGCCUUCUCCUCGAUCGAGUCGAACUUGGGCAAGGUGAACGUCCUGGUCAAUAACGCCGGGUACCAACCUUCCCCCGAGCUUUAUCGAGAUGCCGACAUUGAUGAGUGGUGGAAGAGCUUCGAAAUCAACGUCAAGGGCAGUUUCAUUGUCACGCAAGAGUUCGUGCGAAGAGCGGCCCAGGACCCCUCAAGCAAAACCGAACCUGUAUUGAUUAAUGUCUCGAGCGUGCUUGCACAUUGGGGGGUCAGACAGGGUUAUGUCAACAAGCAAAGUGCUUACAGCAGUGCCAAAAUGGCCAUGACACGAGCCAUGGAGGUUCUGCAGCAGGAAGAGCCAUGGUUGCGGGUGGUGAAUAUCCAUCCUGGCCUUGUGGUAUCGCCAAUGGCGGCGAAGUCGGGGACACUGGAGUAUUCGAUCGACAAUGUUAAUCUGCCAGCAUACUUUGCCGUAUGGCUUGCGAGCGACGAGGCUGGGUUCACAAAGGGGAGAUUCUUAUGGUCGAAUUGGGACGUAGGGGAACUGCAGCAACGGAAGGCUGAGAUUCUGGAACAGGAUCUGCUGAGGUUGAAGGUGGAUAGGUUGUGA
This is a messenger RNA of Cladophialophora immunda, 888 nucleotides long. RefSeq lists its product as uncharacterized. Lineage: Eukaryota; Fungi; Ascomycota; Eurotiomycetes; Chaetothyriales; Herpotrichiellaceae. The record is from RefSeq and is a predicted model, not a curated record. Gene Ontology annotation, molecular function: oxidoreductase activity, acting on the CH-OH group of donors, NAD or NADP as acceptor. The coding region runs from base 1 to 888 and encodes 295 amino acids. The transcript has 2 exons.